UAAAACGCCAUUCCUCUCCCCUCCUCGUCACUUCCCCCCAACCGCAACACCCCCACCUCCUCAGCUCCCACCUAAUCGCCCCCCGUCCUUCCUCCUCGCGAGGCCGGCAGAUCUCGCCUCAGGGCUCCAGCAGCCAGAUCCAUCCAUCCGCCACGCUGCCUCGCGAGGAUCGUUCCGCCGCCUCCCCGCGACACCCUUCUCCCGGGGGUCUCCCUGAGCCGGCUCGUCUCGUCGGAUCGCUUGUGUGCGGGAGUGGUUUGGGUCUUCGGGACGGCGGAUAGAGGCGCGGCGGCGAUCUGAGAGAGCGAGGGGCAUCCACCCUUUUGUGCUUUCGAUCCUCAAGGGCUUGGUAGGAUCUGCCACUCCGAGCAGUGCCAUGGAGACCCUGGUCAUCUCGCAGCAGCGCAGCCACCACCACCACUCCGGUCGCCGGAGGAAGCCAUCGUCGCACUUCUCGUCGCCUCAGUCCAUGCGUGGCUACAACUGCCGUGCCUUCCACUCCACUGUCAGCAUCGGCAUCCUGCGCUCCCCGCCCCCACCACCACCCACUGCUCCUGCUCGGACCCGCUCAUCCCCUGAGCCCAAGACACCGAAGCAGCAGCAGCUUGGGAAGAAACGCAGCCGCGUUAUUCCCAUAACUCCUUCAGGAUCUCCUCCCUCCCGUCCUGAGCUCUGGGCUGGCCCGGCCUACUCCAACUCGCCACCACCCAGCUCACUGCCGAUACCCAAAUUCUCCCUCCACCAGAAGCGGAGUGUCUCGCUUGAGUUGCCACCUACUGGCCCAUCUGUUCAUGUGGAGGUGCUUGUGCAUGCCAAGUCAGCGCCUUCAACACCGACUGCUGGCUCAGGUUCCGACUUCUUUGGCAAUGAUACUGCCAUUGCGACGGAGAAUCUGAGGAGGAUUCUCAAUUUGGAAAUCGCCGAUCAUUGAAUGAUGGGCACCAAUGGUGUACAUAGUCACCAACAGCUAACCUUAGUACUGUGUAUAGAGUAACUUAGAAGGAUAGUGUGUCACCUCGGUUCUGCAUCAGCAGGAGUAGCAAGCACAUCAAGACUAGUAGGAAGCUGCUGUGAAGGAUGUAGUUUAGUGAUGUUGGUGGAAACUUAUGGGGUGGAUGAGAGCACAGCAGUUUCCGAGUCGCCUCUGUAGCUUGUAGUCGCCUAUAUGGUUCGGACAUUUCUUUAGGUGUUAGAUCUUCAUUUGCAUCCUUCAACCUUGGUACCUAUCAUGAUCCUGUAGUUGUAGUCUGCAUAAUCCUAGCUUAUAGGAAGAUGCAGUGAGGCAGGGUAGGGUAGUAUCUGUUCCUGUGUCAAAUAUAUGUAGGAUAGCUGCAUCUUCAUUCCUAUGAUACUUUCAUCCCGCCUUCCCCUCAUGACUGACUCCUAAUAAUACCGACCUCUCUGGUGCUCUGCAAAGAACACAAGAAUCUCUCCGAACUGGCUCUUCUGUUUUUUGGUAGGAAGAGGCCAAGUGGAGAUUUUAUGAAGUCCCCCUCCCAUGUUCUUUCUCCUUCAUCUGCCUACUAAUUUUUUAUCUGUUCACCUUUUCUCUUCUCAGUUUGUUACAUAUGUAGUAUGUCAAAUCCCCUCCCUGCCAUCCAAUCAUCAUUUCUUGCAUAACCUUCUAAAGUUCCAUCUAGUACCGGGAUGCCUUUGUUUGGGCACCCUGUACAAUUCCCUGUCCUAGUCCAUGUUCGUAAACAUGUUAGGGCAUUCAACUUGUUUGAUAAAGGAUGCGAGACUCCAGAUUUCAGAGACCUGCACGCAUACAGACCAGAAUAUGUGUUGUAGGUUUGCUUAUCCAUUGCACUUCAUGGUACAUCUACCUGGGGUUCAGAUUUACCAUAGUUUCAAUAAUCUAGUUGCUUGAGUCAGCUGCAAACAUACACACCAGAAUAUGGUUUGCUUAUCCAGUGCACUUCAUGUUACAUCUACCUGGGGUUCAGAUUUACCAUAGUUUCAAUAAUCUAGUUGCUUGUUUGCUUCAUAGUCAGCUGCAAACAUACAAACCAGAAUAUGGUUUGCUUAUCCAGUGCACUUCAUGGUACAUCUACCUGGGGUUCAGAUUUACCAUAGUUUCUAGUCAGCAAGCAGCGCAGCAUAUGCUGGACUGUUCCCUUUAUGUAAUGUAAUGUAAUGUAAUGCCUGCUUGGCUAGCUGUUUCUGCUACUAUUUUGACCUUCUUAGAAGGUUUCAGUGUCGUUUCAUUUUCCUUAGCAGAUCUCACUGCUUUCUUCGUCAGCUUGGAUGUUGAGAACUUAAAUGCUAGAUCCUUUUGUCAGUUUAAAUUCUAAGUACUGAUCUUACCAGUAACAGAUUAAUCAUGUUUUAUAGUUGGACGUUGAGCCUCA
Messenger RNA from Brachypodium distachyon (stiff brome), 2351 nucleotides. Its product is annotated as formin-like protein 20. Lineage: Eukaryota; Viridiplantae; Streptophyta; Magnoliopsida; Poales; Poaceae. The transcript is spliced from 6 exons. Bases 377 to 931 code for a protein of 184 amino acids. The record is from RefSeq and is a predicted model, not a curated record.